AUGAAAACUGGCGACGAUCAUACCUUUAAUUCCCUGCCAAUGAAAAGGAAAAGAACAUAUUCCCUCGAAUAUUCGUCAACGGAAAAUUUAGCCUCCGCGAAACUCACCGGAAGUCCAAUGAAAAGGAAGAACAUAACUCCUUCACAAGAAACAUAUUCAUAUUUACCGGACGAGUGUUGGGAAAGUAUCUUCAAAUUAAUGAAUGACUACAGCCGUCACCACUUGAAUUCUCUAUCCCUCGUCUCCAAACAGUUUCUCUCCAUCACUAAUAGUCUUCGAUUCUCACUCACCCUCAAAAACUCAACACACCCUUUCCUCCCUCGUCUCUUGAAAAGGUUCACCAACCUCACCUCCCUUGACCUCUCCCACUAUGGCUAUGAACUAGAUGAGCUUCUCCGCAAAAUCUAUAAUUUCCCAUUGAAACUCUCAUCACUCAAACUCCCCGAAGGACGCGCCUUUCCCGCUAAUGGCUUGCGAACUUUCUCCCAAACCAUUAAAACUUUGACUUCUCUCACUUGUUGUUCUCAUGUUUUUGGUGAUAACAACGACCUUUCACUCGUUGCCGAUUGUUUCCCUUUGCUCAAAAAACUCAACCUCGGUCACCCUCAGUUCAACAAUCACACUAACUUCAUUAAUGGAUUUCACUCUCUCUUAUCCAACUGUCAAUAUAUACAAUAUUUGGAUCUAAAUCACACUUAUUUUCUGAAUGAUCAACAUGUUGCCGAGUUCUCUUUGUUUCUUGCUGCUUUGGUGUCUAUAAACCUUAAUGGAUGUUGGAGGCUCACAGAAUCAGCAUUGUUUUCACUUGUUACAAACUGUCCUUCACUUAGUGACAUCAAAAUGGAAUGCACAACUAUUGGGAAAGAGAGUAUAGAGCAUGAUAAUUCUUUGACGGACUUUGAAGUAAGCCCUCAAUUAAAGUCUCUUUCUUUGGCGGACUGUCAGCACUUGAGAGAUGAAAACAUCGUAUUGUUUCCUUUCAUGUUCCCCAAUUUGGAGGUGCUUGAUUUGAGCUAUUCGAAGGACAUAUCUAAAGAAAUUAUUCGUCAUGUUUUAAGAUGUUGUAGUAAGAUUAAGUAUUUGAACUUAUAG
Messenger RNA from Medicago truncatula (barrel medic), 1092 nucleotides. RefSeq names its product protein AMN1 homolog. Gene Ontology annotation, cellular component: SCF ubiquitin ligase complex. Gene Ontology annotation, biological process: SCF-dependent proteasomal ubiquitin-dependent protein catabolic process. Gene Ontology annotation, molecular function: protein binding. The transcript has a single exon. Bases 1 to 1092 code for a protein of 363 amino acids. The record is from RefSeq and is a predicted model, not a curated record. NCBI's taxonomy places the organism in Eukaryota, Viridiplantae, Streptophyta, Magnoliopsida, Fabales, Fabaceae.